AUUCCUCAAAAGUCAGUAAAAUUAUCCAAAGAAAUGAAAAAUAUUCGAGAAACCCAGACGUUGACAAGGAGAAAGCAAUUUACCUAAAAUCGAUUGAUUUAUCAGAGAAAUACGCAAGAGAAUUGUGAGCAUGAUCUCCAGUGCCACCCAGUGAUGGAAUUAAAAGUGCAAUAUCUAGUGCCUUAUUAACAAAUAGAAAUAAACCAAGUGAAUGAAGAGCGGCGAAUCCCUCGAAAAAUUGCAAUAUAUUAAUAUAUUUUACAUAGAAUUAUUAGUUAUCACGAAUGUUACGCUGAAUCAGAGUCUAUACUGUUAAAUAAUCUAUUGAGGUAAACGAAGAAAUAUAUUUUGGAGGAGGCAAAUAGCCGGCAAUCAGUGUUAAGAGAGAAAAGUUAGUAAUUAACUUGAUUGAUGACUUAUCAAACCGACGGAAAACAAAAUUGGGUAAUUUAGCGAUUCAAGAGAUGAAAUUGCGAGUCUAAAUCAGUGCCAGAUGAACAACAUCCACAAAGUAAAUAAAUAAUCCCCAAAAUUGUCGUUGCAAGUGCUAUAACAAAGUCACAGUAUCAAUGCAAUUACCCCCCAUGAUUCGCUGAAGCAAAAUUCCCCAAAAAAUCAGGUAAAGAAAAAUGUCCUGUAGACUUCUCUCAAAAAUUGCCCUUUCAAUGAAUUUCCGGAAACCCCUGCACUGGAUAUAUAUCCACUAUCAUCCAUCUCAAGACUAACAGUGAGUACUCGGUUCAUUACUCCGUUUAUAGGAACAUAUAUUUUUAAAAACGACCAUCGAGGGAAGUAAUCCCCUCCCCAUUCCCCCACCACUUAUCCCUCCCUCCGCCCCUCGAAAAUAGACUCGUCCACCUCCCACCACCCUUCCCCAAGGACAUUAAUUAUCCCCCCAACAAACCUCACCCCCACAAAUCUUAUAAAAAUAAUAAUCGCCAGAAGUCGCCCAAUAAUCACCAAAUCCCUCAAAAAAUACUCCCACAACAAAACAAUAACCAAUAACUUCUCCAUCAAAUAAAUGAAUCCUCACCAUCGACUUGGACUCAGCCAUUUUGUGGUGGAGGGAUGGCAGGGUAAUCUCGUCGGGUGUUACGGUGGAGCCACUGUUUGUUUACCCGGUCAGCGAUCACUACAGUUCUCCUCGUGAAGGCGGGAACACCACUUCCAUCACUCCCCCCCUCAACAAACCAAAAAUCACAUCACAUUCUCCGUCAAACUCCGAUCCCAAAAAGUGAAAAAUCAAUAAUAAAAUUCGAUGUCAUCGUAGUGGUUGGUCAAUUGUGUAAUUGAGUCGCAUAUCGCCCUGUCCGAUUGCCCGCCAAUACCAGUUACAGAUACAAAAGCGGGAAUAUCACGUGACUACGAGCCACCAAUGGAGCUCAUGGGAUUUGAAAAUCGUGCGUGGUCUUUGUUCACGAGUCUACCGUCAACGUAACUUCAGUUCCGUGAAGGGGCCCCUGUGUCGGUGAUCCGUUUUAUGGUAGUCUGGAGACUGGCAAUAUCCAAAUUAACGUUGUUCCACCGUUACAUGUGUUAAAUUUGUGAUUUUAACGGAUUAUAUCGCCAUUAACGAGUGCCAGCAGCAACGCAUUUUCUUUCUCCGAAGUUGGAACCUUGCGCGAUGUCUGUCACGUGGUCUUAGUUGCGCGCUGCGCAUGCGUCCCACCAGCAUUUCGAGUCGUUUGAAUGUUGGAUACAGAGAGUAGACACAGUACUGGGCUAGAUCAGGGACCUACGAGGGACCCUUGGCUCACAAUGGACUAUUACCUCGGUACAGACAGUCUAUCCUUACAAGAGAUGCUCGAUGUCGAUAUUAAAUGUGAAAUUGAAGGUGUCAUCGGUGGACAUCCCGAGUUGGGCUUCAAUUUCACGGAUUUAUCACCACUGGAGAUGGAUGAUGACCCUGUGGGCUGCCAGGGGGACAUCAACGGAUGGUUUGGCUCCGCUAGUUUACUCAAUGGCAACAGCAACAGUUCACACAGCAAUUACAAUCUUGAUAUCAGUGGGGGAGAUGCUGCCUCAAUAAUGGUAAAUCCAAAUUCUGUAAUGCCACAUAUCGCCACGAGGUCUCCAACGCCCAACGAAAUCCAGACAUCAUCGAUGUUAAAAACAUCCGCCACAACGAUAAUACCAUCGAGACGGAAUUUUCUCAUAUCAACGAAGAACGCCCCGAAGAAACCGAAGAUCGAUAUCGACCACCAUGAAACAGCCAGUGACAAAUACGAGAACGACAUAACAGAAACCGAGGAUGAGGAGGAUUGCGAUGAGGAUGAGGUGGAUGAUGACGACGAUGAUGAGGAGGAGGAGGAGGAAGAAGAAAUUGACGAUGACGAAGUGGAGGAAGGCGAGGAGGUUGACGAUGUGGAUGAGCCAGAGGACUCCGAUGAAGAGCACGAGAGUAAAAUGAAUAUUGGUACAGCAAGAAUAAAGUGCAAACCUCAGCAACAACUCGUGAAUAUAAACUCAGGAAUGAUGAAGACUGUGUCACCGCAGACUGUUGACAAAUCACCGACAAAUCAAAAAGUUCAUUCUUUCUCACACAUAAGAGUUGGUAAUUUCAAACUCGUUCACAGCCCCACCAGCCAGACAUCCCACCACGUCAGAAAACAGAUGUAUAAUAAUAACACACAUCAUCCUGGAAGUGGUGCUGCGUCGUCGCCACCGACAACGAAAAAAGAAUUUGAUCCUCUGGAGUAUGAAGAUAAACAUAUUUAUCCUAAACCAGCGUAUUCGUAUUCCUGCCUCAUCGCAAUGGCUCUUAAAAAUAGUCAAACUGGAUCACUGCCAGUCUCCGAAAUUUAUAAUUUCAUGUGUGAGCACUUUCCAUACUUCAAGACAGCCCCAAACGGCUGGAAGAACUCAGUCCGUCACAAUUUGUCCUUGAACAAGUGUUUCGAGAAGAUAGAGAAACCAGCGGGCAAUGGUAACCAAAGGAAGGGCUGCCUCUGGGCGAUAAAUCCUGCAAAAGUGGCAAAAAUGGACGAGGAGGUGCAGAAGUGGUCGAGGAAGGAUCCUUUAGCGAUAAAAAAAGCCAUGAUAUAUCCCGAUCACCUGGAGCUCCUCGAACGAGGUGAAAUGAAGUACGCUGGCAAUGGUGAGGACAUGUCAGAGGAGACUGAGAGCUCUGGAGAUGAAACCGCCGAGGAGAACGUACCUUACAGUGAACCACCACUUGGCCACAUUGCUGCCAACUCCGUCACCGACAGUUACGACGAAAGUAGUCAGGAUUGCGAUGUUGACAUUACUGAGCAUCUCUACGAUGACCUCGAAAUCGAGGAGAACAAGGAGGCCCUUCACAUGCAACUCAACAUAUCGAAACAAAAAUCAUUCGAGUAUGAACUUAGUCCGAGUACAAUGAAGAGACAAAAAACAGUGACUGGUAUAGAGGGAAAUUAUGUCUAUCAAUCUGUGACACCAUCGCGCAGGAAAACUCCACUACUCGUUAGAACUGCACCGACAACCGGUGCUUUUCUUAAAAUAGAGUAAAUUGUUUAUACUUUAUUCUCCUCGUCCUCUCUAAAUCGAUAUAUGAAAAGAUCUCACUGGGAUGUGGAGGAUUUUUUUUAUGCACGAAUGGUGGCACUCACGCAUAAACGAGAAUUCUCUCAUUAAUUCCCGUUCCCCCUUGACCCACCCCUCCUCCUCCCCUUCCCUCCCCCAUAAUUUUUAAUAAUUGAAUUAUAAAUUAAUAUUUUUGUACGUACUCAGGCUGUGUAAAGAAAAUGCAAAAAAUUAAACUUUUUUUUCUACUUGAAUUCGUGUAACUAUACAUUAUACGUAGAUCAGCUGUCGAUUUUUUAUACCAUCUUUGUCAUAAAGAUUAUUGAAACGUAUGGUUAAUGAAAAGGAAUGUCAAUAUGAAAUUUUAUACGCGUUUCAUGGAGCCAAUUGGCUGUCUUUUCCAGUUGAAACAUUAAGCAUUGAGAUAAAAAAAAGUGUUACAAUUUCUCAGGAAAUAUAAUCACAAUCAGAGUUUAUUUGAGUUUUGUGCCCAUUGGGGUUUUGCAUGAGAGGAAAUAUUGAAUAUGUAUUUUUUUUAUUCAAUAAAAAUACGUGUUUAAUAUUUUGCAGUAAAUUUCUGUAUUUCAUUGGCUAAAAAAAUUAUGCAAUACCCCAUCGCACUUCUAUUCCCAUUCUACGUGGAGAGAUACAGAGAGGGCGAUGAGCUUCUAACAGGUUCGAUAAUUGUAAAAAAAAGUUGUGAGAACAAAAAAAGAAAAAACACAGUUCUUCCUCGUAAACAAUUAAACUGAAACGGUUUUCAGUUGUAUAUUCAUCAAGUUCACUUAAAACUUAUUGUAUAUGAUUAGUCUCGGCUGUCAGCAUAGAUUUAUAAAUUCAUGUAUCACUCGAAUUCCUCAGUAGAAUCGUCAAUCCAUUCAGAAUCCGCUACUCGCUCGAAAAACAACAAGAACAAUUACGCUAUUCAGUGUGUUUCACGCAAAUGUAAUUCUUCAAUGCAGCGAUUAAAAUUUAUAAUCAUUAUUAAGUAUUUGGACAGCCCCAAAUGGCCAGACUGAUGUAUUAUAACAUACUUUAUAUAUAAAACCUAUAUACACUGGGUAUAUAAACUUGAUUAAUAAAUGUAAAUGAUUUUCGCAAUUGUAUACCUGAAAACGAUAAUUGCUAGGGUUUUUUUUUUCAUUUUUCGCAGACAACAUAAUUAGUACAAAUACAUACUGCAUAACAGUCUAUUGAAUCUGAAUUGUAUAGGAUCAAUAAAUGACAAUGAGAAAUAAAAAUGAAACAA
Diachasmimorpha longicaudata is the source of this 4753-nucleotide messenger RNA. RefSeq names its product aminoacylase-1-like. The record is from RefSeq and is a predicted model, not a curated record. The coding region runs from base 1690 to 3489 and encodes 599 amino acids. Gene Ontology annotation, molecular function: DNA-binding transcription factor activity, RNA polymerase II-specific; aminoacylase activity; transcription cis-regulatory region binding. NCBI's taxonomy places the organism in Eukaryota, Metazoa, Arthropoda, Insecta, Hymenoptera, Braconidae. Gene Ontology annotation, biological process: amino acid metabolic process; regulation of transcription by RNA polymerase II. The transcript has 5 exons. Gene Ontology annotation, cellular component: cytoplasm.